AUGGCGUCCAGAAGCGGAUCAAAAUCCAAAAAGUUAGGCUCCGCUGGCUCCAGUAAGGCUGCGAAUUCCCCAUCUUCCUCCACCACCUCUUCCUCCAAGCACUUCCCCGAGACCUCAAUCGACGGCCAGAGCUCCCCUGCAUCUUCCUCUGCUCGCAGCAAGCCGCAGUACUUCUACUCCGAGGCUCCGCCUAUGGAUGGUGGAAGAUCCAAGGAGAAUGUGACCGUCACAGUUCGAUUUCGUCCUCUCAGCCAGAGGGAAGUUCGUCGGGGAGAGGAGGUUGCCUGGUACGCUGACGGGGAAACUAUUGUACGGAAUGAACAUAAUACUUCGAUUGCCUACGCUUAUGAUCGUGUGUUUGGCCCUACAACUACAACGAGACAUGUGUAUGAUGUUGCUGCCCAUCAUGUUGUUAGUGGUUCCAUGGAAGGCGUCAAUGGCACAAUCUUCGCGUAUGGUGUCACAAGCAGUGGAAAAACACACACAAUGCAUGGCGAUCAGAGGUCUCCAGGAAUUAUACCAUUGGCAGUAAAAGAUGCUUUUAGCAUUAUUCAAGAGACUCCAAACCGAGAGUUUCUGCUUCGAGUUUCAUACUUAGAGAUUUAUAAUGAGGUCGUGAACGAUUUAUUAAACCCAGCUGGACAAAAUUUAAGAAUCAGAGAAGAUGCUCAGGGAACCUUUGUCGAAGGAAUUAAGGAAGAAGUUGUCUUAUCCCCUGCUCAUUGCCUUUCCCUUAUUGCAGCUGGAGAAGAGCACAGACAUGUUGGUUCCACGAACUUUAACCUUCUCAGCAGCAGAAGUCAUACCAUAUUCACAUUGACAAUAGAGAGUAGUCCAUGCGGAGAAAACUGUGAAGGAGAAGCUGUGAAUCUCUCCCAAUUGAACCUCAUCGAUCUCGCCGGUUCUGAGAGCUCAAAGGCUGAAACUAUAGGGAUGAGGCGUAAAGAAGGAGCGUACAUAAAUAAGAGCCUUCUAACUCUUGGGACAGUUAUAUCUAAGCUGACAGAAGCCAGGGCAACUCACAUACCAUACAGAGACUCAAAGUUGACGAGGCUCCUUCAAUCUUCUUUAAGUGGUCUUGGACGUGUAUCACUGAUUUGCACCGUAACUCCUACAUCAAGCAGCUCUGAAGAGACGCAUAAUACUUUGAAAUUCGCUCACCGUGCAAAGCAUAUUGAAAUACAAGCAGCACAGAACAAGAUUAUUGAUGAGAAAUCACUCAUCAAGAAAUAUCAAAAUGAGAUACGUUGUCUGAAAGAAGAGUUGGAACAACUGAAGAGGGGUAUUGGGACGGUUCCACAACUGCAAAACAUUGUUGAAGAUGACAUUGUUAUUUUGAAGCAGAAGCUGGAAGAUGGUCAAGUCAAGCUGCAAUCUAGAUUGGAACAAGAAGAAGAAGCGAAAGCUGCUUUACUGAGCAGGAUCCAACGGUUGACUAAGUUAAUUUUGGUCUCAAGCAAAGGUUCCCAACCGUCACGGGUUCCGCACCGGCCUCUUCCAAGAAGGAGACAUUCCUUUGGAGAAGAAGAGCUUGCAUAUCUACCCUACAAAAGGCGGGAUUUGAUACUUGAGGAAGAGAACGUUGACUUCUAUGUUUCCCUUGAAGGGAAUGCUGAAACUGUCGAUGGCACCCUUAAAGAGGAAAAGAAAACCAAAAAGAACGGAUUGCUGAAUUGGUUGAAACUACGGAAACGUGACAGUCUGGGAACAAGUGCCAGUGAUAGAUCAAGUGGAGUGAAUAGCACACCUUCAACACCUCAAGCAGAAAAUAGUAAUCCCCACUCAGAAUCCCGCCAUGUACACUCAUUACUCAUGGAAAGUUUUUCACACUCAGCAGAGCUUCAUUCUGAUGUUGUACAAGAUAGAGAUACUCCAGAUGACACUCUACUUGGGCAUGAAACUCCUUCGACUAGCAUAAAAACUAGUGAUCAGAUUGACCUUCUAAGAGAGCAGCAAAAGAUUUUGUCUGGAGAGGUGGCGCUCCAUUCAAGUGCUUUGAAGCGAUUGUCUGAGGAGGCCUCACAGAAUCCCGAGAAGGAACACAUCCAACUGGAGAUCAAGAAGCUUAGCGAUGACAUCAAGAUGAAGAAUGAACAUAUUUCUUUACUGGAAAAGCAAAUUUCUGAAUCACUAAUCUGCUCACCCAAUAGAAUGGAUGAACUUGAUGUUACGCAGAAGCUUGCUGAGCUCACAACACAAUUGAAUGAGAAAUCAUUUGACCUCGAGGUCAAAGCUGCAGAUAAUCGUAUAAUUCAAGAGCAGCUCAAUGACAAGAUAUUGGAAUGUAAGCAGCAGCAGGAUACGAUCGAAUCAUUGAAGCAUCAGCUUGCAGAUGCACUAGAUCAAAGAAAUCAUAGCCCUUUGGACAGUCACGCCCAACAGUUUCUUGAAACGAAAGGUAUUCAUAUCCAAAGUCAUAUGGAUAAGGAAACUCCAGACUCUAAAGAGAGAAAUGAGCAACUGCUACUACUGCAACAACAGGCUUCCGAGAUUGAAGAACUGAAGCAGAAGGUUGGCCAGUUGUCUGACGCAAAAGACGAGCUAGAAAAUCGGAAUCAUAAACUGGCAGAAGAGAGCACCUAUGCCAAAGGACUAGCCUCUGCUGCCGCUGUUGAGCUCAAAGCAUUAUCCGAGGAAGUAGCAAAACUCAUGAAUCAAAACGAUAGACUCUCCGCCGAGCUGGCAGCUGCGAAGACCUCAUCGCCUACUCAUCGCAGAAACAGCACCGGAGGUAGCACAUUGCGAAAUGGAAGGAGAGAGACUCAAGGGAAGCGUCUUGAUCACCAAGCAGCUACUGGACUCACUGCAGAUCUCAAGAAAGAGGUGGCCGCAUUCCGGGAUAGAGAAGCCCAAUAUGAAGCUGCGUUUGUCGAGAAGGAGCAGAGGGAGACAGAGCUCCAAAGGAAGGUCGAGGAAUCUAAACAAAGAGAAGCAUACCUAGAGAAUGAGCUAGCCAACAUGUGGGUACUCGUAGCCAAAUUGAAAAAGGCACAUGCCAAUGCGGAAUUGGAGGCUCCUGCUGCUGCUGCUGCUGCUCCUGGUCCAGAAAACGACUUGCUCCGGAUCGAAGGUUUCGGCAUUUGA
This is a messenger RNA of Linum trigynum, 3084 nucleotides long. The record is from the annotation of a GenBank genome assembly. Lineage: Eukaryota; Viridiplantae; Streptophyta; Magnoliopsida; Malpighiales; Linaceae.